AUGUUUUUAAGAAAGAAACCUCCUCAAUUAACUUUAGAAGAACUUCAACAAACUUAUAAUGAUUGUUGUGAUCAAACUAUAAAAAAUCUUUCAUUAGAAGAAGAUAAUCAAAUCGAAGAAGCUUUAAAAGGUUGGAAAAGUUUACAUACUACUUUAUUAUAUAAAUUAGAUUUAUUUGAGAAAAUUAAUAUAAUUAAAUUAGGUUCUGAAGAAACAACUAUUAUAAAAGAAUUACGUGGUAUUAGAGAUCAAAAUGUAAAACAUUUAAUUAGAGUUCAAUUAAGAUUAGAUGAAGUUAAAAGAAGAAAAAAAAGAGAACAAGCUCAAGUUGCAGCAAAUUAUAAUAGUUAUAAUAAUUAUAAUAAUAAUCAAACCUCAUCAUCUUCAAGAAUUAAUCAACCACAAAGAUCGAUGAUGAAAUCAUUACGUCCUUCAUCAAAUGGUUCAAAUUCGAGAUUAAAAAUUUCUCAAAAAACCCAACCACAAGCUUCUCAAGCUGCAACUAUUUCAUGGAAAAAACCAGUUACAUCAAAACAACAAUUUGAAAUAAGUAAAUCAAAAUUAAAUAAAGCAAAAGAAGAUUUAUUUGCUGAUUUUGAUCAAGAUACAUAUACAAAUUCAAAUUCAAAUUCUAAUUCUAAUUCAAAUUCAAAUUGGGAAAAAAUAGAUUCAAGAACAUCAUCUAAUUUAUCAGAAUAUUCAGAUGCACCAGAUAAUAAUUUAAUUGAUUUAGAUGAUGAUAUAAAUUUUAAAGAUGAUAAUCUAUCUAGAUCUAUGGAUGAUUUAACUAUAAAACCAAUACUAGAACCAAAAAGAAAAUCAAUAGAGAAUAAUAAUAUUUCAAAAAGUACGUCAGAUAUACCUAAAAAACCAUAUAUUUAUAAUAAACCAAAACCAUUAAAUUUACAAAAAUUAAUGCAACAACUGAAUAAUAAAAAACUAAUACCACAAACAAAAUCAAAAUCUAAUAUAACGUAUAAUUAUGUAAAACCAACUCCAGCCAAAAAGCCAAGACCAAAAAUCAAUGGCAAAACACCACCACCACCACCACCACCAGCCCCACCGCCACCACAAACAACUCAAGUAUCACCAAAAGAAGUUAGUAGUCCAACAAUGGAUGAUUUAUUGAGUGGAUAUGAUGAUACCCCAAUAUCCAACACAUUAACCAAUGAAAAAGAACAAGAUAAGCUAAUUCUGUCAAUAAGAGGUAUUGAUCCAAUUGCAGCAAAACAAAUACUAAAUAAUGUUGUUGUACAUGGAGAUGAAGUUUAUUGGGAUGAUAUAGUAGGACUAGAAAAUGCCAAAAAUUCAUUAAAAGAAGCUGUUGUUUAUCCAUUUCUAAGACCAGAUUUAUUUAAAGGUUUAAGAGAACCAACAAGAGGUAUGUUAUUAUUUGGACCACCAGGAACAGGUAAAACAAUGCUCGCAAGAGCAGUUGCAACUGAAUCUCAAUCAACAUUUUUCAGUAUAAGUUCAUCAUCAUUAACAUCGAAAUAUCUUGGAGAAUCUGAAAAAUUAGUUAAAGCUUUAUUUUUAUUAGCUAAAAAAUUAGCACCAUCAAUUGUAUUUAUGGAUGAAAUUGAUUCUCUAUUAAGUUCAAGAACAGAAGGAGAAGUUGAAAGUACAAGAAGAAUUAAAAAUGAAUUUUUAGUUCAAUGGUCUGAAUUAUCAAGUGCUGCAGCUGGUAGAGAAGCAGGGAAUGAAGAUGUUUCAAGAGUUUUAAUAUUAGGUGCAACUAAUUUACCUUGGUCAAUUGAUGAAGCAGCAAGAAGAAGAUUUGUAAGGAGGCAAUAUAUACCAUUACCUGAAGAUGAAGCAAGAAUAUCACAAAUUAAAAAAUUAUUACAAUAUCAAAAAAAUACACUAAUUGAAGAAGAUUAUCAAAAAUUAAUAAAUUUAACUCAAGGUUUUAGUGGUAGUGAUAUAACCGCAUUAGCAAAAGAUUCAGCAAUGGGACCUUUAAGAUCAUUAGGUGAUCAACUAUUACUGACUCCAACAGAACAAAUUAGACCAAUAAAUUUAAAUGAUUUUGAAUCAAGUUUAAAAUAUAUCAGACCAAGUGUUUCAAAAGAAGGAUUACAACAAUAUGAGGAUUGGGCAACGCAAUAUGGUUCAAGUGGAGCUUAA
Messenger RNA from Insectozyma verbasci, 2127 nucleotides. The record is from the annotation of a GenBank genome assembly. NCBI's taxonomy places the organism in Eukaryota, Fungi, Ascomycota, Pichiomycetes, Serinales, Debaryomycetaceae.